ACGCAAAUUCUGUGUCUGUAAGUAUAAAACAUGUGUCUUGGACUUUCAAGAAGCACCCUAGUGAUGAUUUUAUGAUUUUUCCUGAUCUUUUUUUUUUUUUUACCAAUGCCCAACCCUAAUCGCUGUUAUGGAAUCGUUUGGGUCUUUUGUCACCGAGUCCACCGACAUCAUCACACCGGACGAUCCGUUCUCGGGUCCCCUCAAGUCUGUUGCGCCCUGGAAUUACACUUUCCUCGCCUGUCUGAUGUUCAUAGUGACUUCACUGUCUUUAGCAGAGAACUUCACCGUUAUGCUUGUGACGUUUAGAUUCAAACAUUUAAGGAAACCGCUGAAUUACAUCAUUGUUAAUUUAUCUGUUGCUGAUUUUCUAGUUUCACUGACAGGAGGCACUAUAAGUUUUCUAACUAAUGCACGAGGCUACUUCUUCCUGGGCGUCUGGGCGUGUGUGCUUGAAGGAUUCGCUGUCACUUUUUUCGGGAUUGUGGCUUUGUGGUCUUUGGCAAUCUUGGCAUUUGAGCGAUAUUUUGUGAUCUGUCGUCCUCUGAAAAAUGUCCGGCUGGGAGGCAAGCACGCAGCGAUGGGCCUUGUUUUUGUCUGGACCUUCUCGUUCAUCUGGACAAUCCCACCAGUUCUUGGCUGGAACAGUUAUACGGUCAGCAAAAUUGGCACCACCUGUGAACCCAACUGGUACUCGACUGAUUUCUACGACCACACCUACAUCAUCACCUUUUUCAUUACAUGUUUUAUCCUUCCUCUCGGUGUGAUCAUUAUCUCCUAUGGUAAACUUAUGCAGAAGCUUAGAAAGGUAUCGAACACUCAUGGAAGGUUGGGUAGUGCACGUAAGCCUGACCGAGAGGUGGCGAGGAUGGUCAUUGUAAUGAUAGUGGCAUUCAUGGUUGGAUGGACACCAUAUGCAGCAUUCUCAAUUACUGUCAUUGCCUGUCCCACAAUUCAUAUUGAUCCUCGCCUGGGCUCAAUACCGGCCUUCUUCUCAAAGACUGCAGCUGUAUACAAUCCCAUCAUCUAUGUCUUCAUGAAUAAGCAGUUCAGGAAGUGUCUGAUCCAGAUGUUUAAAGGAAAUGUCACCAAUUUGGACUCCACCAAUCUGAACCAGACAUCAAACAAAGGAGCCAUCACUGCCACAGCAGAGAGUCACCUUGAAGAGAUGUCCACCAUUGCUGCUCGCGUGCCCAUAUCCAUGUGUAACAUGGAGAAGAGUGAGGAAGAAGAGGAAGAGUCGGAGCAAAGUGGGAAUGAAGGUCCAAAGCAGCUCUCUUUAUCAGAUAGUCGAGUGUGUUCUUUGUAGAAAAAGGGUAGUCUGACUAAAUAAAUGUAUACCUUUAGUCUAACCUGUUGUCUAACUAAAGCAUAAAUCCUGCAGUCGUUACCACUGUUUGAAUGCAUAUGUUAGAAUUUAUUGUUUGCUUUUUCAUAUAUUCUUUGUUGUUCGUAUUUCUUUAUGUUGUGGCGAUUUGCGGUCUCAAUGUGUGUACUUGUCAGUAUUGCAUUAUUACCUUACAUAAACAUGAAGGAGGCAGGCAAUACAUUUCCAUAC
Molecule: messenger RNA, 1555 nt
Organism: Carassius carassius (crucian carp)
Lineage: Eukaryota; Metazoa; Chordata; Actinopteri; Cypriniformes; Cyprinidae
Product: vertebrate ancient opsin-like
Exons: 5
Coding region: 128-1306 (392 amino acids)
Biological process (GO): G protein-coupled receptor signaling pathway; visual perception
Cellular component (GO): membrane; photoreceptor outer segment
Molecular function (GO): G protein-coupled receptor activity
Source: RefSeq, a predicted model, not a curated record